Mauremys mutica (yellowpond turtle) is the source of this 1201-nucleotide messenger RNA. Its product is annotated as torsin-1A-like. Gene Ontology annotation, molecular function: ATP hydrolysis activity; ATP binding; kinesin binding. NCBI's taxonomy places the organism in Eukaryota, Metazoa, Chordata, Testudines, Geoemydidae. The record is from RefSeq and is a predicted model, not a curated record. The transcript has 5 exons. Gene Ontology annotation, cellular component: endoplasmic reticulum lumen; nuclear envelope; endoplasmic reticulum. Gene Ontology annotation, biological process: protein localization to nucleus; nuclear membrane organization. Bases 19 to 1041 code for a protein of 340 amino acids.
GGGCCUGGCGGAGGGGGUAUGAAGCUGCUGCGGGGGCCGCUGGGGGCUGCCCUGGGCCUUGCGUUGCUGCUGAGCCCGGUGCAGACGGUGGAGCCCAUCAGCCUCGGGCUGGCGCUGGCGGGCGCCGCCUCAGCGCUCACUGGCCUCAUCUCCUACCCCCGCCUCUACUGCUACUUCAGGGAGUGCUGCCUCCAGCGGGAGGGGGCCCGGGCGGGAGCAGCACUGCAGGAGGAUUUGGACAAGAAACUAUUUGGCCAGCACCUCGUGAAGAAGGUGAUUGUGAAAGCUGUGAGUGGCUUCUUGAACAAUACAAACCCCAAAAAGCCUCUCACCCUCUCCUUGCAUGGAUGGACUGGUACUGGCAAAAACUUUGUCAGUAAAAUAAUUGCAGAGAGUAUCUAUGAAGGAGGCCUGAACAGCAAUUAUGUCCAUCAGUUUGUGUCCACUUUGCAUUUUCCCCAUGCACAUAGUGUUGGCCAGUACAAGGACCAGUUGCAGUCAUGGAUUCGGGGAAAUGUGAGCGCUUGUGGCAGGUCAAUCUUUAUAUUUGAUGAAAUGGAUAAAAUGCAUGCAGGACUCAUUGAUUCCAUCAAACCGUUCUUGGACUACUACGAGCAGCUUGAUGGAGUGUCCUAUCGACGAGCCAUCUUCAUCUUUCUCAGCAAUGCGGGGGCUGAAAAGAUAACAGAGGUGGCAUUAGAUUUCUGGAAAAGUGGAAAGAGAAGGGAAGACAUGGAACUCAAAGACCUGGAAGCUGGAGUUUCUCUGUCUGUCUUCAACAACAAGAACAGCGGCUUUUGGCACAGCAGCCUGAUCGACAGAAACCUCAUUGAUUAUUUUGUCCCCUUUCUGCCUCUGGAGUACAAACACGUGAAAAUGUGUGUCAGGGUUGAACUUGAAUCACGUGGCUACGUGGUGGAUGAAGAAAUCAUAACCAAAGUAGCUGACGAGUUGACCUACUUCCCCAAGGAGGAGAAAAUCUACUCUGAUAAAGGAUGCAAAACUGUGUUCACCAAGCUGGAUUUUUACUAUGACUUAUAAUUUACGAUGCUGUGAUCUGCAAAGGAAAAAAUGAACCUAAUCACAAAGUGGAGAAUCCGAAACAUUUCAUUGGUCAAGCACGUUUUUAAAAAAAAAAAGAACAUUGUAUUGUAAUUGCCUGAUGUAAAUAAGUGGAAUACACUUCUCUUUUUAUUCUGGG